Peromyscus californicus insignis is the source of this 1425-nucleotide messenger RNA. Its product is annotated as sialidase-2-like. Gene Ontology annotation, molecular function: exo-alpha-sialidase activity. Gene Ontology annotation, cellular component: lysosome; cytoplasm; membrane. Lineage: Eukaryota; Metazoa; Chordata; Mammalia; Rodentia; Cricetidae. The coding region runs from base 74 to 1093 and encodes 339 amino acids. The transcript has a single exon. The record is from RefSeq and is a predicted model, not a curated record. Gene Ontology annotation, biological process: ganglioside catabolic process; oligosaccharide catabolic process.
CCCGCUGCUCUGGUGGCAAUCGGUAGGUGAAGUAGUCCUUUCACGGCCUUUGGCUCUAAGGUACAGCUGCCCCAUGGACCCCCAGAGUAACCCCUGUCAUUGUCACGGCAAUCUCAAGUUUGUAUUUCUCUUUCUUCCCUCUCCUCACAUUCAGUGGCAAGCUGAGGAGGUGGUGACCCAAGCCCGGCUGGAGGGCCACCGCUCCAUGAACCCAUGUCCCUUGUAUGACAAGCACACAAGGACCCUCUUCCUUUUCUUCAUCGCCGUCCCUGGGCAUGUAUCAGAACACCACCAGCUCCAGACCAGGGUUAAUGUCACACGCCUGUUUCACAUCACCAGUACCGACCAUGGGAAGACCUGGAGCCCCGUCCAGGACCUCACAGAUACCGCCAUUGGCAGCACCCACCAGGACUGGGCCACAUUUGGUGUGGGUCCUGGGCACUGUCUGCAGCUGCGAAACACAACCGGGAGCCUGCUGGUGCCUGCUUACGCCUACCGAAAACUACACCCUAUCCACGCGCCUGCCCCCUCUGCCUUCUGCUUCCUCAGCCACGACCACGGGCACACGUGGGAGCUAGGCCACUUUGUGUCCCAGAACUCACUGGAGUGCCAGGUGGCUGAGGUUGGCACUGGAGCUCGGAGGGUGGUCUAUCUCAAUGCUAGGAGCACCCUGGGAGCCAGGGUCCAGGCACAAAGUCCUAACGGUGGCCUGGAUUUCCAGGACAACCAGGUAGUGAGUAAACUUGUGGAGCCUCCCAAAGGCUGCCAAGGAAGUGUGACUGCCUUCCCCAACCCCACCUCAGGGGCAGAUGCCUUAGAUGUGUGGCUGCUGUAUACCCACCCGACGAACUCCUUACAGAGGACCAACCUGGGUGUGUACCUCAACCAGAAGCCACUGGACCCCAAGGCCUGGUCAGAGCCCACUCUGCUGGCCACAGGCACCUGUGCCUACUCGGACUUGCAGAAUAUGGGGCAUGGCCCUGAUGGCUCCCCACAGUUUGGGUGUCUGUAUGAAUCAGAUAACUAUGAAGAGAUCAUUUUCCUCAUGUUUACCCUGAAGCAAGCUUUCCCACAAGUUUUUGGUGCCCAGUGAUCUUGCUGCAUAUGGCCCAAAGUGCUCCUGUGUGCCUCAAAAUACUCACCUCUCUUUCCUUCCAGCUUCCUCUAGACUUUUGAAUCCAGCUCUUGGUCCCCUUCCUUGUGAGUAUGCAGAGAGCUUGGUCUCUUGGUUCUUCACAGGCUUUGCUGUUCCAGCCUCCUCAGUGGGUUCUGAUCCCAGCCCAGAAAGCAAAGGAGCUGACUUUCUCCCGCCUCUUGACAGGGAAGGUGGUACAGCAUACUCACUCUGUCACUCUGCAUGUCAGCUGUCACUGGGCCAGCUUAGCUCGCCCGUCUCCCCACUCCUGGUUUUUUUUUUUGGAUGAG